Molecule: messenger RNA, 2545 nt
Organism: Chaetomium fimeti
Lineage: Eukaryota; Fungi; Ascomycota; Sordariomycetes; Sordariales; Chaetomiaceae
Exons: 2
Coding region: 102-2351 (749 amino acids)
Biological process (GO): mitochondrial glycyl-tRNA aminoacylation
Cellular component (GO): mitochondrion; cytoplasm
Molecular function (GO): glycine-tRNA ligase activity; ATP binding
Source: RefSeq, a predicted model, not a curated record
CAAGCAGCUUCCCGGAUCUGAAAUCGGCGAAAAAAAGAGGAUCUGUAAGUGGAAGGGCCGUGACUCACCUGGUUGGGCUAAAACAACCACUGUAACAAUUAAUGAAGCCUUUUCUACCCACCCCUCUCCUCUCACCACUCGUUGGUAUUGUACUCAACUCCCACAAAGUCACGGCCCCGAGGGUCUUUAGGUUUCCAGUCCGCAGAUUUACAGCUCUCGCUCCUGCUGCCCCACGCUCGUACGCUUUCAAAAAGUACACGCCUAGCAAAAAGAAAAAGCCGCCCACUAUGACUACGACCGCCACUACCCUCAAGGGCCAACCCCUCGACAAGGCGGCCCUCGAAUCCCUCCUACGCCGGCGCCUGUUCUACACUCCCUCGUUCGAGAUUUACGGUGGUGUCUCGGGCCUCUACGACUAUGGGCCGCCCGGCUGCGCGCUCCAGGCGAACAUCGUCGACCAAUGGCGCAAGCACUUCAUCCUCGAGGAAGACAUGCUCGAGGUCGACUGCACCGCGCUCACCCCCCACGAGGUCCUCAAGACUAGCGGCCACGUCGACAAGUUUGCGGACUGGAUGUGCAAAGACCCCAAAAACGGCGAGAUCCUCCGUGCCGACCACUUCGUGGAGGAUGUCCUCGAGUCACGACUAAAGGGCGACAAGGAGGCCCGCGGCCAGAAAGUAGAAGAGAAGGCGGAGGACCCCAAGAUGUCCGAGGCGGCACUAGCACAGGUCGCCGACGGCCAGAAGACAGAGAAGGCGGAGGACCCCAAGAGGAAGAAGAAGAAGGCCAAGGGCGGGGAGGCGGUCAAGCUGGAGGACGAUGUGGUCAAGGAGUACGAGGAGGUGCUGGCACAGAUCGACAACUACAACGGCGAGCAGCUGGGUGAGCUCAUCAAGAAGUACGACCUUAGGAACCCCGCCACUGGUGAGCAACCCAGCCCUCCGGUGGCGUUCAACCUCAUGUUCCAGACGACCAUUGGCCCCAGCAGCAAUACCCCUGGCUACCUCCGGCCAGAAACUGCCCAGGGUCAGUUCCUAAACUUUGCCAAACUCCUCGAAUUCAACACUGGUCAGAUGCCCUUCGCCUCUGCUUCCAUUGGCAAGUCCUACCGCAACGAGAUUUCCCCGAGGGCUGGUCUUCUCCGUGUCCGCGAAUUCCUCAUGGCCGAGAUCGAGCACUUUGUUGACCCGGAGGGCCACAAGAAGCACCACCGGUUUCACGAGGUCGAGGAUAUCGAGCUCGACUUCUUGGACCGCCACGUUCAGCUGUCGGGCAAGACUACUACUACGAGGUUGACUGUUGGGAAAGCCGUCCAGGACGGUCUGGUCGACAACGAGACACUUGGCUACUUCCUGGCCCGCAUCCACCUCUUCCUCAAGAAGAUCGGUAUCGACCAGUCCAAGAUUCGCUUCAGGCAACACAUGGCCAACGAAAUGGCCCAUUACGCUUGCGACUGCUGGGAUGCCGAGCUCCUUACCUCGACUGGCUGGGUGGAGUGUGUUGGCUGCGCCGACCGGAGCGCCUAUGACUUGUCCGUCCAUGCGAAGAAGACUGGUGCGCCACUCAUUGUGCGGCAACGCCUGGAUGAACCCAAGAUUAUCGAGGAGUGGGCGAUCGAGAUCGAGAAGAAGAAGUUUGGCCCAUUCUACAAGAAGGACGGCAAGACCAUCGAGGCUGCUAUCUUGGCCACCACGCAAGAGGAGCGCGGCAAGCUCGCCAAGGAGCUGGAGGAGAACGGCAAGGCAGUCGUCAAAGUGCCGAGUGUUGGUGAUGGCAACGUCGAGGUCAGCAAGGACUUGCUGGCUAUCAAGUGGCAGAAACGUGUUGAAAACAUUCGGGAGUACACGCCCAACGUCAUCGAGCCGUCGUUCGGUAUUGGCCGGAUACUCUACUCGUUGAUGGAGCACAACUACUGGACCCGAGCUAGCGAUGGUGGCGAUGAGGCCCGUGGUGUCCUGUCCUUCCCUCCCGCGGUAGCGCCGACAAAGGUCCUUAUCGUUCCUCUAUCGUCCCACAAGGACUUCGCGCCCGCCGUCCGCAAGCUAUCGCAGAAGCUUAGGUCUGCCGGCAUCUCCAGCCGUGUGGAUGACUCCUCCGCCAGCAUCGGCAAGCGGUACAGCAGAAACGAUGAGCUGGGCACGCCAUUCGGUGUUACCGUCGACUUCCAGACGGCUAAGGACGACACCAUCACCCUCAGAGAGCGUGACAGCACGCGGCAGGUGCGCGCUGAGGAGGACAAAAUCAUCGCGGCCAUCCGGGCGUUGGUCGAUGGCACCAAGUCAUGGCAGGAUAUCGAGUCUGAGCUGCCUCUCUUCGAGGGCCAGCAGGAGGUGGAGGUUACCGUCCGUUAAGAACGACAGCGCCGAGGAGUCAAGAGAUGGUUCGUUUUGUUUAGUUGGCGUGGGCGCGCAUUGCCAAAUCCCCCCUUGGCAUAUACCACAAUAGAGCUCUCCUAGCGGCAUGGAGAAUGGCCAUCCCUGUGAAGCCAUCACGGCCCCUGACCGUUCGAGACUACAAGUGCAUAGGAGGCCUCAUCAACUCGUGC